This is a messenger RNA of Lineus longissimus, 2413 nucleotides long. RefSeq names its product serine/threonine-protein kinase RIO3-like. Gene Ontology annotation, molecular function: ATP binding; protein serine/threonine kinase activity. Lineage: Eukaryota; Metazoa; Nemertea; Pilidiophora; Heteronemertea; Lineidae. The coding region runs from base 389 to 2044 and encodes 551 amino acids. Gene Ontology annotation, biological process: protein phosphorylation. The transcript has 11 exons. The record is from RefSeq and is a predicted model, not a curated record.
UCAGCGACCAGGUAUUUCGCUUUGGCCAGAUUUCACAACACCUCCAAUAAAACGUGAAAUAAUUCCUCCCAUAAUCCAAUAAACGUAAUCAGGAGUCGUAACACAGUAAAUUACCAUCCAGGGAACAUUUAUAAAGACUUGGUACACCAUUUCAACCUAUAUUUGCCAACCAAACUGGUUGGGAAGGGGGAUCAAAUUUUGCUAGAUCAGCUGUUUCCAGCCAUCCAGGUGUUGUUGACAUUUCUAGUCCAUCCGUGUAUUGAACAUACGCUGAACUGUCUCUCUUGCCCUUGGUAUUUGAUUAUAACGCUCUCAGGUGCUGCGUUUUACUGUGAUAACCCUGCCUUUAUUCAUAAACAACGAAACUUCCGAUAAUAAAACCUCAAACAUGGAUUCUUUGUUGGUCGAACAUCCGGCGCCUGCCCACCCGGCUUGCCCGUGGGGCAAGGGAAUCACUCCAGCCCCCACGACGGGGACAUCACCCUGGGGUAUCUCUCCAUCAAACCUGCCGGUGUCGCUACAAGAUGUCAUGAGUGAAGAGCUUGCAAAGGAAAUACAACGUGAAGAGGAGGACAAGCGUGUUCAUGUUGAACUUCGUGAGGAGAUCGAGAUCGUCAACCCUGAAGCCGACUUGUCAGAAUUCCUGACCUCGGACGCACACGAAACAAGUGACGACCUUCUCCUGGCUCAGAUGUUGCAGCAUCAGUUUGAUAAAGAGCAUGACGAUAUGCUUAAGAUAGAGGAGGAGAAGUAUAACGGGAAAAGCAAAGUAUCCAUUUCAUUCUCCAACUACCGAACGAUUCAUCCAUACCACGAUGAUGAUGACGACAGUUCUGGCAGUGAUGAACCCAGUGAACGAAGCGAUAAAGAUCCAAUUUUCAAUUUUGGGAAGAGUGGCAUCCUGGGUAAAGGAAAGGACGCCGUGUCUAAACACGACGCUCAGAUUUGUGGACGGAGGAACGCCAGCAGAGUCAUGGAUUUCCCACCCGAGUUCUACUCAGGUGACAUCCGCGGAGAAGGCGUGGAACUUCCCAACAAAGUUUACAACCGGCUCAAGAGGCAUUCUCAAGCUGAGGAGAAACGUGCCGCUCGACUUCACGAGAAGAAGGAUAACUCGACUGCUGACCAAGCAGUUGAUCCAAGGACCCGGCUGAUCAUGUACAAACUUGUUAAUGCGGAUGUUCUCGAGGAUAUAAAUGGCGUCAUCUCAACUGGAAAGGAAGCGGUUGUCUUUCAUGCUAAUGGAGGAAGCGAUGACAACACAAUGAAUGUCAAAAUGCCAAGAGAGGUGGCGAUUAAGGUCUUCAAGACAACUUUGAACGAGUUCCACACACGUUCGAAAUAUGUGAACGGUGACUACCGGUUCUCAAAAGACGAGUUUAAGAAGCAGAAUCCGAGGAAGAUCAUUCGGCUGUGGGCUGAGAAGGAGACAGUUAAUUUGAGAAGACUGAAGCGUGCUGGUCUGAACUGUCCCGAGCCUCUCCUUUUAAAGAAGCACGUUCUGGUGAUGAGUUUCAUCGGUGAGAACCAGAAGGCAGCACCAAAACUGAAAAAUGUCGACUUUUCCACUGAAGACUGGGAGGACGCCUAUGAUCAGACAAAAGAGAUUUUGCUGAAACUCCACAACGAGUGUCACCUCGUCCACGCCGACUUCAGCGAGUACAACCUACUGUGGCAUCAUGGGAAGGUCUUCAUCAUCGACGUCAGUCAAGCAGUUGAUCUAAACCAUCCACACUCGCUUGAGUUUUUAUUGCGGGAUUGUCGCAAUGUUUCUGAGUUCUUCACUAAGAAGGGUGUCCACAACGUCCCAACAACAUAUGAGCUGUUCAACGAAGUGACUGGUCUAGAACUGCGGGGAGAGGAUGAUGAAUUCCUAAUGCAGGUCCAACAAUACGAGAACAGUGAAGAAUGGCUUUCGAAUGAUCGAGCAAGAAGGGAAUAUGCGUUUGAUUAUUUCUUCGAUAAAUCCACAAAGGAACGGAACGAUUUUAAAACGAAACAACAGGAAUGGGAUCCGGACUUUGUGGACAUUGACAAUAUUUAGUUUAAGAAGUUUUAGUGAGAGACUUGUUGGUUUUUCUGGAUGAGAAUUCAGUGAAUUAUUUUCAUUUGUUCUAUCCCGGGUUGGGAACCCUGUUGCUAAUGGUUGUUCUCUGACAAACAGAACAAAUGAAUUAAGAGUUUUGAAGUCUAAAUUAAAUGUGUACUUCGUAUAGAAAGUUACCAGGCAUUCAAUGAUGUGUAUCAGAAUCUUGUCAGGACAUCAUUUCUGUUGAUUGUAUUUCCAUAAUGUGAAUUUUACUGCAAGCAAACACUUCGUGUUUACAGUACGGUAUUGAUAAUUUAUGUUGUGCUACAAGAGGUGAUAACUUUGAAGGAGAUGGUGACCUAAAUAAAGCAAUAUGAUUGAUAA